Messenger RNA from Saprolegnia parasitica CBS 223.65, 279 nucleotides. RefSeq lists its product as hypothetical. Lineage: Eukaryota; Oomycota; Saprolegniomycetes; Saprolegniales; Saprolegniaceae. The transcript has a single exon. The annotation marks the transcript as partial. The record is from RefSeq and is a predicted model, not a curated record.
GCCGCGGGCUACGUCAUCAAGCCCGUGGCGGGCCGCGCGGGUGCCAACAUCUCGAUCGUCGAUGUCCAUGGCAGUGUUGUAUCGCAGUCGGACGGCCGCUGGAGCAACGAUACGCCCGUGUACCAAGAGCUGGCGCUGCUCCCAAAGCACAACGGCAAGUACGUGCAACUCGGCACGUGGGCGAUUGGCGGCGAGUAUGGCGGCACGAUUAUCCGUGCCGACGCCAACAAGAUCAUGGGUCUCGAGUCGUUCGUCUACGCGAUGCGCGUCAUCGAGUAG